AUGUCAUCUGGCAAAACAAUCACCAUCGACGUAAUCUCAGACACCAUAUGCCCAUGGUGCUUUAUCGGCAAACGCCGCAUGGAAAAGGCGAUCACGCAGUACAAGCAACGACCAGGAAACGAGGGCACGAAAUUCGUCAUCAAGUAUCAUCCAUUCUUGCUGGAUCCGACGCUGACUAGCACGCCUAUGGAUAAGAAUGAGCGAUAUGCUAAAAAGUUUGGACCACGUGCACAGGCUAUGAUGGCUCGUAUGCAGGAAAUCGCACUAGCCGAAAACCUCAACUUCUCAUCCACCGGCCUAAUCUCCCAAACAUUCGACUCGCACCGUAUCGUGAAAUACGUGUCCUCCAAACUCGGCCAUGACGCGGAAUCCAUCAUUGUCGAAGAGCUAUUCAAGAAUUAUUUCGAGGAUGGGAAAUGUAUAUCUGAUUACGAUGUUUUGGCAGAUGCGGCUGUUAAGGCUGGAGUUGGGAAAGAUGAGGCGAGGGUGUUUUUGGAAAGCGGGGAGGGGUUGGAUGAUGUUAAGGCCGAGAUCCAGUAUGCGUUCGAUGAGGGUGUUAGUGGUGUACCUCAUUACAGUAUCAGUUUUGGGGAUAACGCCUAUGCCGUACCGGGAGCUCAAGAUGUGAAUGUGUUCACGCAUGUGUUUGAUAAGCUUGUCAAGAGAGAGGGGUCUUUGUAA
Synchytrium microbalum is the source of this 681-nucleotide messenger RNA. RefSeq lists its product as uncharacterized. NCBI's taxonomy places the organism in Eukaryota, Fungi, Chytridiomycota, Chytridiomycetes, Synchytriales, Synchytriaceae. The transcript has 6 exons. Gene Ontology annotation, molecular function: oxidoreductase activity. Bases 1 to 681 code for a protein of 226 amino acids. The record is from RefSeq and is a predicted model, not a curated record.